Messenger RNA from Patiria miniata (bat star), 3500 nucleotides. Its product is annotated as arginine kinase-like. NCBI's taxonomy places the organism in Eukaryota, Metazoa, Echinodermata, Asteroidea, Valvatida, Asterinidae. Bases 238 to 1437 code for a protein of 399 amino acids. Gene Ontology annotation, biological process: phosphocreatine biosynthetic process. Gene Ontology annotation, molecular function: creatine kinase activity. The record is from RefSeq and is a predicted model, not a curated record. The transcript has 9 exons. Gene Ontology annotation, cellular component: mitochondrion.
AAGGAGCACCGAGACGCUAGAUCAGGUCUUCUGUUAUCGAUUGGGCGGGCUCACGUGAUCAGUGCGUGAGCUGUGUUGUUAAGUUGUGGUUACUAAGGACGCUCUCGUUACGGCAGUGGAUUGUUUGGCUGCGAAGGAGUAGGACACCCGUUACAUUUUUUUGGCUCUGCUACGAGAAGGCCUACGAGACAGUGAUCCAGUAAAAUAGGAAUUGUUAAGUACUCAACUGCUUCAGUCAUGGCAAGCCUAUACCAGCAGAAGAUCCCCGCAGGGGAGGAUUUUCCCAACUUUGAGGGCCACAAUUCACUGCUUUCCAAGCACCUGACCAAGGAUCUGUACGUCAAGCUGAGAGAUGUGACUACAGAGAGUGGUUUUACUCUGGACCGAGUCAUCCAGAAUGGUGUGGACAAUGCAGAUUUCCAUUUGGGAGUUCUGGCCGGUGAUGAGCAGACAUAUGAGGUCUUCAAGGAAGUGCUUGACCCCAUCAUCCAAGAAUACCAUAAUGGGUUCAAGCCUACAGACAACCACGUCACGGAUAUGACCAUCAGCAAACUUGAAGGGGGCAAGCUGAACGAGAAGUAUGUGAUCAGCUCUCGGAUACGGACUGGCCGAAACAUCCGAGGCUACGCACUCUCACCGUUUAUUUGCCGCGCAGAGAGGAGGCAGGUCGAGAAGAUCGCUCAGAGUGCACUUGGCUUGUUCAAGGACAAACUGGAAGGCAAGUAUUACUCCCUGCAGACCCUGGGUGAAGCGGACAAGCAACAACUUAUAGAUGAUCACUUCUUGUUUGAGCGACCAAUCUCCCGUCACUUCACCAGUGGUGGAAUGGCAAGAGACUUCCCCGAUGGGCGAGGCAUCUGGCACACUGCAGACAAAAAGUUUCUUGUCUGGGUGAAUGAAGAAGAUCAGCUGCGUAUCAUCUCCAUGAGGCAAGGGGGUGACAUGAAGGCUACCUUUGAGCUCUUCUGUGAAGGACUCAACGCCUUUGAGAAGAACAUGGCAGCCGAGGGCAAGGUGUUCAUGAAGAGUGAUCAUUUGGGCUUCAUCCUGACCUGCCCGUCUAACCUGGGCACUGGAGUGCGCUGCAGUGUACAUGCCCGCUUCCCUCUCCUUGCUGACGACAAACGCUACGACUUGGACAAGAUCUGCAAGGCCCUCCGACUCCAGAAGCGUGGAACAAGCGGAGAAUUCACCGAUGCCGUUGGGGGCGUGUACGACAUCUCCAACCUGGACCGUCUGGGCACCACCGAGGUCCAGCAGGUGCAGUGCGUCAUUGACGGGGUCAACAAACUGAGUGACAUGGAAGAACUCCUAGAGAAGGGUGAAAAGAUUGACCAUCUCCUACCUAUGGGAGUAACAGCCAUGGAGAACACGAACACCAACAAUAGCAGCCGGUCCCCGAAAGCAAAGAAGACAUCAGUGUGCGUGGCACUGUGAGUCAUGUGGUCAUGUUAUGUUACACUUUACCUCAGAUGAAGCUGGUGCUUCCAAAACUUCGGCAACGUCCCAGUUUGGGCUCCAUGAGUCUAAAAUCAUGUCAAGCCCUUUAUUUCAAAACCAAAUGGAUGCCCUUAACUUUAGCCUCAUCUCAGAGGAUUCAAGGUCUCAAGUCUGCUAAAGCCCAAGUCCAAAUGCAGCCGAGGUUUGGAAACUCCUUGUGAUCAGGACAGGACAAGAAUGGGAAAACAAUCUCCAAAUCUGCCCUCUCCUUUAUCCGGUCUCAAACGGAUUUGCUUGAUCUUCCACUAAAACUAAAAUUUCUUUGGCCGUCUAUGUUGCGGAUGCAUAUAUUUUUAUUUGAAAAACAUUCAAUCUGCUGAUAAUUUGUUAUCCCAUUUAAAUAAAUCUUUGUUUUAUACGACGAUUUUCUUACCAAGCCAUACUUCCUUCGGAGAAAUGAAAAAAAGGGAAAGAUAUAUUAUGCAUUGAGAAAUUGUACAUAACAUUACCACAUCACUUAGACUGUGGUGAGAAUAAGAUUUUGUUUAAUAUAAGUUUGCAGUGUACAUAUCAUGCUAUGUGAUUGUUUACUGUGUGUGUUUUUAAAACAACUUGAUUUCUAUCUGUUCAUAUUUGUGUGAGUGAAUAUCAGUUGAAUUGAUGUAUAAACUUUUCCGUUUAUGUUUUUUUUUGGGGGGGGGUGGGGGAAGGCGACUUUUAUGUCUAAUAUUAAGAAUGUUUGUUGUUGUCACGUUGAACUGAAAUGACACGUAAAAAAGGAUGUGUCUGUACUGGGCAGGCUUCAGCAAAUCCACCAUUUUUGGAAUCGAUUUGGGUUAUGUCCAAGAAUUUGCAAUUCCAUUGGGAAGUGAUUGUUAUUGAUUCUGAAACUGUGAAUCACUAUGAACGCCAAAAGAGUCUGGAAUCCAUGGUAGGAAAGAAAUGAUAACAAGACCAACAUUAGGUUCCAUUCAUUGGGGCCGCCUAAAAUUCUUCGAACCCUUGUUCAACUUUCAGACAUUCUGUUCACAAAAACCGAAGCAGUGUCAGACGUUUUGGGGUUGACAGUGAAUGUGUUCAAUUCUUGAGAAAAAAAUGGUACUGAUGUUGCUGUUUCUUUAUAAAGGAAAAUAAGCUGUUAAUUUGUGUGAAUAAUUUGCUAGCAAACCAAGUUUUCCCUGGCUUUUUAAAACUUGUGGGCAAUUGCCACAAAUUUACAUGUACACUAACAAAAGAAUCAUCUACUGAACAAAUUUGGAAUACUAAGCUUAACAUUUAGACUCUUUAACAAAAAUGCUAAAUCUACUUAACAGGAAAAGGCUUAUGCCUUUUAUGAAGAGUGCCUUUGGUACAAGACUGAUUGAACAUUUGAUGUUAAACGGGGGGUUGCGAUGUGUUUUCUAAAUGGCUGUGACUUUUGCAUUAAAUAUAUUAUAUAUUGUGAUUGGGCGAAAUAAUUCUGUUUCAUGUAGUUCUAGGCGUGUAAAUUUGUGUGUGUUAUCCUCUAUACUCUUUGGUCAUUAUUGCAGUGGGUUGGUACUAUAAAAUAUUCCUUAUGCUAUUUACCAGAACUGUUCUACUCUUAUCCAAGAAAAUCCAAAGAGACUUGUUGUAAUAAAAACAAAAUCUGCAACAUUAGAGUCAACUUGCACUCGGCCCAAGUUUGAGACAUAUAUGUAGCUUUGAGGUGUUACUGCAAUUUUUUGCGAUGCGAAAGUACCGUUGGGACAUAUUAUCUGAAAUUCAGAUAAGCGCCUUUUUCUUUGGCAGAUCUAAAACUCUCAAGAACCUUGUUGCAUUUUUCUGAUAUUUUGGGUUCACAACGUCUAGAGAGUUGAAAUUGUUACCACAGCUGGAACAUGAUAGAUCCCAUGUUAGAAACUCGUGCAAGAAAAAAUUCUGAUCAGCCAAAUACUGUAUGGUAGCCAUGUGGCUCAUAGAUUAAUUUAUUGCUUGAAUUCAGUACAAGACAAACACAUUAUUACAGUGACUCUGUACACACAUUUGUGAGGAUAACUGGCCAGAACAGAUUGGAAUAAAACAUGCUAUUGAAACCACGA